AUGGCUCCUACUGGAGCGUUUGAGAGCCAGAAAAACAAGGAACAUCGAGUUCACAAGACAGGAGGAAAGGCAAGUAAACUGAAAGAAAGAACUAAGGUGAAAGGAAACAAUGCCAGGGCUUUCACGUUCAAGUCGGCAGUCGCUGCCAGUAAAGCCAUCAGAAGAGCUGCUGACAUCAAUGAACGAAAGAAGCAUAUCCUGUUUAUGGACAGGAAGCCUGUCGUUCCUCCACCGAUUAUCGUUGCGAUUGUUGGGCCUAACAAGGUUGGCAAGACUACUCUCCUUCGCGGGCUGGUGAAAUACUACCUCAAGAGUGGUUUUGAAGAAUUGAAAGGACCUGUAACUGUCGUAACGGGAAAGAAGCGUCGGGUCCAGUUUAUCGAAGUUAAGAAUGAUAUUAAUCACAUGAUUGAUAUUGCAAAAGUGGCUGACUUGGUCUUACUGAUGGUAGAUGCUUCGUACGGUUUCGAAAUGGAGACAUUCGAAUUCUUGAACAUUUGCCAAGUCCACGGGAUGCCACGUGUGUUGGGAAUUCUCAAUCAUUUGGAUUGUCUGAAGGGGAUAUCAAAGGUUAACAAAGUGAAGAAAGUUAUGAAGCAUCGGUUCUGGACUGAAAUUUAUCAGGGUGCAAAAUUGUUUUACCUCACUGGAAUGAUUCAUAACGAGUAUAAGAAGAACGAGAUUCACAAUCUGGUACGCUUCAUAUCAGUCAUCAAGUUUCGUCCAUUGGUAUGGAGGGACUCGCAUCCAUACAUCUUGUGUGAUCGUUAUGAGGAUAUCACCGAUGUUGAGGUUCUUCGCACCUCUCCUACAGCCGACAGAACUAUUUGCCUUUAUGGUUGGGUGCACGGUGCACAUUUCAAGCACCACAGUGCGAUACAUAUUCCGGGUGUCGGUGAUUUGCGUCUGAGCAGUAUCCCCGAUCCUUGCCCUCUUCCUGAACAGCUGAAACAGCGUGCGCUUAACCAGCAGGAACGAAUGGUGUAUGCGCCUUUUUCUGGUCUUGGUGGUAUCGUCUAUGACAAAGACGCGAUAUAUAUUCAAACCAAAGCUCAUAAAAAUAUGGACGGGAAACGUCAUGAAUUAGUGAAGGCCAUGGAAAAUGUGAAAUCAACAAUUGAUGGAAAGCUCAGUGGAUCAAGAUUAAAACUUUUAGGAAACUCUCUUCCCAUCGAAGGAAGUGAUGGUGAAGAGGUAAGUGACAUGACUGACUAUAUGGCCAUCAGUGGACCUUCACGCGCAUACCGUUCUGAUGAUUGGAACGAACUUACUCAGAAAGCUCUACUUCAGUACUAUCCAAAACAGCAAAUUCGGCUCAAUUGGAUGAAUGAAGUCUACGGAAAGGGCAAGCGGAAUGGCUUUAUGUGGCGUCAGUGUGUUUCUAGCGCUUUCUCUAGUGGUGCACUAGAUUGGAAUAAAGAAGAUACUCGUAUCUCUAUUUCCGAUUGUUUCGUAACAGGGACAUGGACAGAAGAUGAUACAAUCGAAGAAAAACUCAAAGGUGACAUUGACAUGGGCUCAAAUAACGAAGCAGAAGCCGGUGAUUUUGUUAAUGAGAAAGUUGGUGCGUCUGCUCUAGAGCGAGCUGAAACUGCAGCUCGUGAAAGACGUGCUGAAGAAAAGAUCAGAUUGAAGCAGCGAUUCAAUGAUGACUAUGAUGAUUCAUGUAAACACUACAACACUCUCAAAAGUGAAAUGGAGGAGCAAGCUCAACUGAAUAAAAGCAUUUUCGAAGGCAUGGAUGAGAGCGAGAGAGAAAAGAUUUCGUGCUGGUCGUUAUGUUCGUAUAGAAUUAGAUGGUGUAAUGUUUUCUUGGACCCUUUUGUGCGUAUAAAACGUCACCGUUGGUUUGACAGAACCCUAAAAUCUCGUGAUCCGCUGAUAAUUAGCUGCGGGUGGCGUCGAUUCCAAACCAUAGCUAUAUAUUCUAUCCAGGUUACUUGCAAUGGUAACUAUUUCCUUAAAUACUGGCUUCGUAGCCGUACACCAGGAUACCGAAUUGUGGCAACUGGAGUUGUGUUAAAUCUUGAAAAAUCUUCUGGUACUGUUAAAAAACUUAAACUCGUUGGAGUACCCGAAAAGGUGUUUAAGAACUCGGCUUUCAUUAAGGGAAUGUUCAACACACAGCUAGAAGUUGCUAAGUUUGAAGGGGCUAUCAUUCGAACUGUGUCUGGUAUUCGUGGCCAGAUAAAGAAAGGCCUUCAUGAACCCGCAGGCUCUUUUAGAGCUACUUUCGAGGAUAAAAUUUUAAUGAGAGACAUUGUUUUUUUACGAACAUGGGUAUCCGUACCAGUGCCUCGUUUAUAUGUGCCUAUAAUCGACCAUUUGUUGCCUCCUGGAGAUCCCUGGAUAGGCAUGCGAACAGUGGGAAAAAUGCGUCACGAUCUUGGUAUCAAGCCCGAGCAACGGGAGGACUCACUCUAUAAGCCCAUUGAGCGUGAAGAGUUAGAAUCGACACCGCUUCAUGUCCCUAAUAAGCUCCAACGAAGCCUGCCAUUCAAGCUUAAGCCCAUAUAUGAAGAGGAACAAAGAGAGAAAGAACAACUUAUUGUUAGAAACACAGCAGUGAUACUGGAGCCAGAGGAGGCAAAAAGAAAACGAAUGAUGGAUAUGCUUAAGGCCAUUAACAGAGAAACUGUGAAGAAAGCAAGGGCGGUUCGCGAAAAGCAGUUGAGCAAAAAAGCUAAGGAGCAAGCUGAAUUCGAAGCUAAACGAGAAAAGAACAUAAAAGCUCGCAAGAAAGCGAUCUGUCGGGUCUUGUCAAAGCGCGAGCAGUAUCGCCUGAAAAAAAGUCUUAGUCAAGCAUCUGCUACCAGCAGCUGA
Molecule: messenger RNA, 2823 nt
Organism: Angiostrongylus costaricensis
Lineage: Eukaryota; Metazoa; Nematoda; Chromadorea; Rhabditida; Metastrongylidae
Source: the annotation of a GenBank genome assembly